AGUCAGUCAGUCAAUCCAACCGCCCACCACCAACCAUUCAGUCAAUCAACCACAGAGAUCCGAGCAGCGAGUCUCAUUUUGUAAUGAGUGUAUUCUGUGCGAUCCCACACUUUGUAUCAGACAGGGCCAAAGCGGGUCGCACAGUGAUCUGACAGACGAGUGGCUCAUGAUGCACCCGUCGAUCCCUGCCACCUCUACAACAGCGCGCACCAUCAGUUUUGGAGACUGAUGUGGUGCUGUUGCGGUGGGGGCAGCGAAGGAAUGGGUGCACCAUGCGCAGCACUCAGUGAGUGAAUGAAUGAGUGAGUGGGUCCAGCCAGGGAAAGAAUCGACUACGGUAAGCGCGAAAAGAAAGGGGCCAGUCAGCCGACCAAUCGCAACCAACCAACCAAUACCGCACCCUCUCUCCUUGCCAGGAGUCACUACCGUCACUCUCACACCCAUCCCCUCACACACACACACACAUGCAAUCCAGGCAGGCACUCAUCUGUCUGUGUAUACGUGGCUACCAAUGACUGGCAAAAAAGGACCGCCGCCGACCCACGGGACGGACCGCGAAAAAGGCGUGCGUGCGUGCGUCCAUGUGCGGAUGCAGGAGGCAGGGGCAACCUGGGCAUAUCGAUGUUUGCAGGUCGCCCCCAUUCACUCACUCACACACAGACACAAACACACACAGGGAGGCAGGCAGGCAGGCAGGAAAGACUUGACAGAAAAGUCAUGAGAGGGGGGGAGGGAGAUGGAGAUGAAGAUACCAAGACCCUUCCCGCCCCUGGUUAAAUACAGGAGUGAGCACUGAGCACACCCCACCCCACCCCGACGCACCCCACCCCACCAACACUCAAUCAGCCUCUCACUCAACCACUCGCGGCGCACAACAGGAGGUUGUGUGCAUCAGGCAGGUCGCCCCGCUCACUCAGGCGUUCCUGCCCGCCCGGCCCUUAGACUUGUUCUUACGACCACCUGCACCCACACACACAUAUCCACACAUCCAUCCAUCCAUCUAUCGACGACCGUCAGCCAUCCAUGCAGCCACCCGUUUCUCAUCACUGACCUCUGUUUCGCUUCUUGCGUGAGCCAGUGGUGCUCUGCGGCGGCAGCUGGAACUCCCCGUCGGCCGGCGUGAGCACCGGCGGCAGCGGGCCGCCUCUGCGGUCGUUGGUCCAGGCGAAUGGCGUGGCGGGGGAGGGGGUGCGGGUGGUCUCGGAGCCGCCCUCAUGCUGUGUGUUGCCGCCGUCCUCAGCCGUGCCCGCAGAAGUAGGCUCCUGCACACACAUGGACACAGACGGAUGGAUGGAUGGAUGUGCUGUUGUCUGUCUGUGUGCUCUGUAGAACUAACUCACCGAUGCCUGGUAGGCAGAGAAGAACUUGGGCAGCAGCUUGUUGCAGCCUUGCAACGGGCUCUCCCCCUCCCCCUCCUCGCCACGGCCAAACUCCCCCUCAUGCACACUCCGCGACCCCCAGUUCUUCAUCCACAGUGACGGUGUGGCAUCGUCCUCCUCGCCACCCUCUAACUCCUGGUCGCUCUCCUCUGCGAUGUCGGCCAGCUGCUGGUUGUGGGCGGGGGCGCGCACACCCGGGCCGACAGGUGGCGAGCCGCCGAUGGUCUCGCGGGCGCCGCGGUAGUUGCGCUUGAAGACCUUCUUCCGCAGGAGGUCGGCCAAUGUGGGCCGCUGGGAGGGGUCUGCAUACACAGAGAGACAACAGAUGGAGGUGCGUGGGUUGGUGGGGUGGGGGUUCUCUGGUCGGGGGAUGUGAUGUGUGGCUGACCGACCAGGGUGCAGGAGUCGUUUGAUGAGUGUCCUGAGCGACGGCUUGAUGGCGGGCGGGAGCGCGUCGACCAUCUCGUGGAUGCAGCGGGCCUCCUGCAUCACCUGGGCGCCCAGCAGCCCGUCCAACUCCCACAUGAAGGUGCCUGCACCACACCACACACAGACCCAGACAAUGAGAUGAGAUUGAACACCCCAUCCCCAUAUGUGGUCUCUCUGAGGUCGCGCUACCCGAGCACAUCUCGAGUAGGACACAGCCGAGCGACCAGACGUCAGCGGGUUUGCCGUAUCGAGAGGAGGACAGCAUCUCGGGGGCCAUGUAGCACUCGGUCCCUGCCUGAGUCAUGGCGCUCUUCUGACCGCCUGCAGUGCACAUGGACGCACACAGUCACACAUUACUCCACGCCAUGCGGGUCGUUCAUGUGUGUGCAGAGUGUACCUUUCUUGUUUGCGAUGCUCUGCCGCUGGGUGGGGCGGGACAAACCAAAAUCACCUAUGGCCACACACACAGUGCGUCACAUCACACCACAUGCCGAGUGCGUCAUCCACCAUUGGUGAUCGCUCGCUUCGCUCACCGAGCCGAAUGUCGCCGUUCUCGGUCAGGAAAAUGUUCUGGCUCUUGAUAUCUCUGCAUGCACCAACACACACACAAACACAAGGAUAUGACGCCGUUUCUGUGUGUGUGUGUGUGUUGUCCUGCUGGUGCCUGUCAGACUGACCUGUGUAUGACGUUGCGCUCGUGCAGGUAGUACACCGCCUGACACACCUGGUGAAACCACUUCAGUAUCUGAUUGAUGGCCAUCACACACCCACACCACAGACACACACCAAGCCCUGUCAACAUGUGUGUGUGUGUGUGUGUGUGGUGUCAGCCAGUCAGCCUACGCUGUCCUCGCAGAAUCCGCCGUGCUCGUUCUCGAUCUUCUGCUUCAUGUCCCCCUCAGGGCAGUACUCCAUCACUAUCACAAAGGUGAAGUGCGGCUCGAACGACCCGUACGUGUAACUCGUGUGAAUGAAGUCCUCCUCGUAGGCAACCUGUGCAUGACAUGACAUGAGACACACACAUACAGAGGGGGCGUGUGUGUGUGUGUGUGUGUGUGGGAGGGGGGAAGGGGUGUUUGUGCGGUGAAAGCGGUGCGGUGACCGUACGAUGUAUUUGUGUCUGAGUGAGAUGAGUCGUUUGGCCUCGUUGGUGUAGGUGUCGGCCUCGGUGAUGUCCUCGACAGGGAUGCGCUUGAUGACGAACAGGUGGCCGUCGCUCUCGCGCUCCGUCAGCCACACCGUACCGUACCCACCCCCACCCAACUGAUCGACCAAACACACCACACACAUCACAUGCAGACAGACAGACAGACAGACAUACAAACGUCGAUAUGCCCUCACUGCAUGGGCCAUUUGUACAAAGACACGAGCGUACCUGAUGAAUCAUCUUAUAAGCCCCCGUGCACAUCCUGCACUUGCACUGCCGCGCACACGCACACAUGAGCUUCCACAAGUAGAUGCACCCCAGGAAACAAAGACCCCCCAGCAAAACCAACGCAGCCACGUUGUCACUCGUCAGCGGAAAGGUCAGCGUCGUCACCUCCCUCUCCCUCUCCCUCUCUCUCUCCCCCUCUCUGUCGCUCCACUCCCCCGAUGUCGUCUGCGUCUCGCUGUCACCCUUGACGAUUCCUGGGUCAUGGUCAGUCCUCCUCCUAUAUACCCCACACAGGCGGUCGAAGGUCCGUGUUGCCUCUGGGGGGUCGCUCCGCCGCUCGUGCAACGCCGGGUGUGUCACGGUGGUGUCGUUGUCAGCAUGCGAGGGCUGCGGAGCGCACGAGUCGCCGUCGCACUGCUGCUGGGAGGGGGGGAGGGGCGCCGAAGGCUCUGGGGAUGCGUCUGUGUCAGAACACUCGACAUCUGUGGUGUCGACGGCGGCCGACUGACUGUUGAGGUGGAACACCACCUGCUCCGCCAGCUUGUUUGCCUUGCAGAGCGGCAGGUGGCUGCAUAGGAGGGUGAGGGCGGCAGAGUGGAUCAUAAACGCCAUUCUAUCGAAGCACAGCGACAAGGGGAUGUACGUCGCGCCUCAGAGAGGCAAGUGAGGGAGACAAGUCG
This is a messenger RNA of Vitrella brassicaformis, 3863 nucleotides long. The record is from the annotation of a GenBank genome assembly. NCBI's taxonomy places the organism in Eukaryota, Vitrellaceae.